ACUGAUAAUACAAGAAAUGUCACUUUUGUCGGCAUAAUUUUUUACUACUGCUGUUGUUCUGUUUUUUUCCAAUUUUUUUUCUGCUGCAAUUUUGUAACACAUUUAGAAAAAUAUUAAUAAUUAUAAAUAAAAUAUGGCCAUUUCCUAUAGCUGUCAAGAUUUUCUAGGCUUCCAAGAUGCUCUCAAGAAGAUGCGUGAUAUUGAUGAUAAAAUAAUUUAUGCCCUAAAUACCUCAUUGCCUACGGAAUCAUUCAAAGGUCAAGUGGAUGGCGAGAAGACCUGCAAAGAUUUAUAUUCCAAAUUACAAACUGGACACAAGCAACGUGAGGAAGCCAUACGCAGUUGUAUAAUGCUAUCGGCCGAAUCUCUAAAAAGUCUACGAGAAAAACGUGAAUCCCAGCCUGAUGAUAUGGAAGUGGAUAAGAAAUUUAAGUCGGAACAAAGAAAGUUGCGCGUCUUACAAUCCGAAUUAAAUGUGGAGGAUAUUGUUAAAGAACGCUCUUACAAGGCGUUCAAUGAACGCUGCCGUUUAUAUUUUAGAGCUGGUGCUUCAGCUUUAUGAGCCACCUAUUUUUUCAUAGAGAUUAAAGGGUUUAUUUUUGUAACCUGUA
This is a messenger RNA of Lucilia sericata (common green bottle fly), 611 nucleotides long. It is a transcript of the gene Ccdc58, whose product is annotated as coiled-coil domain-containing protein 58. The record is from RefSeq and is a predicted model, not a curated record. Lineage: Eukaryota; Metazoa; Arthropoda; Insecta; Diptera; Calliphoridae. Gene Ontology annotation, cellular component: mitochondrion; mitochondrial intermembrane space. The coding region runs from base 134 to 562 and encodes 142 amino acids. The transcript is spliced from 2 exons.